UCUUAUUUUAAACAUCUGAGAUCCCAACCUGACACCAAUAUAAAGAUCUCCUGCCCAAAAAAUUCCAAAACCCUUUUUUUAAUCUUUGCCCUAAUUUUUUCCCAUUAUCCAUUGCCAUCUUCCUCUGAUCUAUGAACAAACUCUGUCACAAUCAAAUGUAUAUGGGCUUUUACAGCUAAGACUGUUCUUUGAAGGUGACACAGAAGGAAGGUCCACAUGAAUUAAGGUGGAGGGUUCAAGGUAUGCACACCUCCAUAUUCUCUCAACCCCAUAAAAAACUAUAACUUUCUUGUCUUUCAGAGACAUCAGUUGAUCUAUCGCCAAUCUUCACCCAUACCCAUUUCAUCCUUUUGGGGUUCCGUUUAAUUUUACUGGUAUUUAGGGUUUCAUCUCUUUUGGGUACUCUUUAAUUUCACGAAUCAUCGAUGUUGUUGGAUGUAAAACGGAACUGUAGUUGAGGGUUUCGUGUUAAUUUGGUGAAAAUUUGAUGAAUAUUGUGGAUGAUUUAUAUGAAAAGUUCAUGUUAUCCGGGAAUAAUUACAUGAAUAUGGUCAAACCCUGUUGGAAGCCAUCGGUGGAAGGCGAUGUACGGAAAACCGGAGAUCAAUCCGGAAGAACAGAUGGAUUGUUGUGGUACAAAGAUUUGGGGUCUCAUGUAAGUGGUGAAUUUUCGAUGGCUGUGAUUCAAGCAAACAACUUGUUAGAAGAUCAAAGCCAAGUCGAAUCAGGUCCAUUAAGUUCGAUGAACUCAGGCCCUUAUGGAACCUUCAUCGGAGUUUAUGAUGGACAUGGUGGACCUGAAACAUCAAGAUUCGUGAACGAAAACUUAUUCCCAAAUCUCAAGAAAUUUGCGUCUGAAGAUCAAGAAAUGUCUGCGAGUGUUAUCAAAAGGGCAUUUUUAGCAACAGAAGAGGAGUUUCUUUCUGUCGUAAGAGAACAAUGGCGGAUUUGUCCACAGAUAGCUUCAGUAGGAACGUGUUGUUUAGUGGGUGUGAUCAGCAAUGGGCUGGUGUACGUUGCUAAUGCUGGGGACUCACGAGUUGUGUUAGGGAAAGCUGAAAAAGGAGUUAGAGGUGUUUCUGCUAUACAAUUAUCAACUGAACAUAAUGCAAGUUUUGCUUCUGUAAGAGAUGAACUUCGAUCUUUGCAUCCUGAUGAUCCUAAGAUUGUUGUUCUCAAACAUAAUGUUUGGCGUGUUAAAGGUCUCAUACAGAUUUCAAGAUCCAUUGGGGACGCGUAUUUAAAGAAGGCGGAGUUUAAUAAAGAACCACUUUUAGCAAAAUUUAGGGUUGCCCCAUUUUCAAAACAAAUCCUUAAUCCGGAUCCUUCAAUCUUCAUACACAAACUUAACCCUAGAGACCAAUUUCUCAUAUUCGCAUCCGAUGGUUUAUGGGAGCAUCUUAGCAAUGAAGAAGCCGUUGAUAUUGUUCAUAACUACCCACGUAGUGGGAUUGCAAGAAGACUUGUGAAGGCUGCGCUUCAAAUAGCAGCAAAGAAAAGAGAAAUGAGAUAUUCGGACUUGAAGAAGAUCGAUAGAGGUGUUAGAAGACAUUUCCAUGAUGACAUCACUGUAGUUGUCAUGUUUUUAGACCCUCCGUUGACCAAUAGAGGUUUGACUCGUGGGUUGCCUCUAUCUAUAAAAGGAGGUCAAGGGUUGCCACGUGUCAAUAAGUCGUAGCGUUGGAGUUUGAAGCAGCAGCUGCUUUUUGUUGAGUAAUGAGUAAUGUUUGUAAACUAAAGAGAAUGUAAUGUAUUAUUAUUCCAGAGUGUGCCACGUGGAUUUUUAGAGGUUGUUAAUGAGUGAAUCAAAGGGUUAUUAGAGGCAACAUCGUCUUCAGAAAUUGAAGAUGGGAAAAUGGAAGAACAUCUUUUACGUCUUUAUAAAAAUCUUAUGAUAAUCUUUUAUUC
Molecule: messenger RNA, 1908 nt
Organism: Lactuca sativa (garden lettuce)
Lineage: Eukaryota; Viridiplantae; Streptophyta; Magnoliopsida; Asterales; Asteraceae
Product: putative protein phosphatase 2C 38
Biological process (GO): protein dephosphorylation
Molecular function (GO): cation binding; protein serine/threonine phosphatase activity
Source: RefSeq, a predicted model, not a curated record